This is a messenger RNA of Corylus avellana, 1453 nucleotides long. RefSeq names its product alpha/beta-Hydrolases superfamily protein. The record is from RefSeq and is a predicted model, not a curated record. Gene Ontology annotation, cellular component: chloroplast. NCBI's taxonomy places the organism in Eukaryota, Viridiplantae, Streptophyta, Magnoliopsida, Fagales, Betulaceae.
AACUAGUGAACUGUAAAGACUCGAACCAUUGGAGUCAAUACUGGUUAGCCUUCUCCAUUUCUGGGUCAUCCAUGGCGUUUUCUGCAGCAUUCUUCACAUCUUCAUCACCUUCUCUCACUCUUCCCUGUAAGACCCGCAGACCCUUUUACUCUCAAACCGGUUAUUGUCUUACACCCCUAACAGUUAGGGCCUCAACCACUCUGGAUUACUCCAAGGUCUCUGUGGAAGAUAAGACUCCAAACCCAUCAAAGACUAGUAGUUGGCAAUGGAAAUUCAAGGACAAUUAUAUUAACAUCUACUAUGAGGAACAUGUGAAGGAGAGCCCCGAUCCUCCUAAGAAUAUCCUUAUGAUGCCGACCAUUUCUGAUGUUAGCACUGUUGAAGAAUGGAGAUCAGUGGCCAGAGACAUUGUUCAGCGAGUUGGUGAAGUCAAUUGGCGAGCCACCAUAGUUGAUUGGCCUGGUCUGGGUUACUCUGAUAGGCCAAAGAUAGAUUACAAUGCCAAUGUCCUGGAGGAAUUCCUUGUUGACUUCAUUAAUGCUCGCAAUGGCCCAAUAAGUGACUCAGAGAACAAUUUGGUGGUCAUUGGAGGAGGGCAUGCAGCAACAAUUACAGUUCGUGCUGCAAAAAAGGGUUUGGUGAAACCUACGGCUAUAGCUGCUGUUGCACCCACUUGGUCUGGCCCCCUUCCUAUUGUGUUUGGUCGAGACUCCAGCAUGGAAACAAGGUAUGGGUUGCUUAGGGGAACCUUAAGGACCCCUGCUGUGGGAUGGAUGAUGUAUAACAUGCUUGUCAGCAACGAAAAGGCAAUUGAAUCCCAGUACAAAUCCCAUGUCUAUGCCAAUUCUGACAAUGUUACUCCAGGCAUUGUAGAAAGCAGAUAUGCACUAACAAAACGGAAGGGUGCCCGUUAUUUGCCUGCUGCUUUCUUAACUGGUCUACUUGACCCUGUCCAAUCUCGGGAGGAGUUUCUUGAACUCUUUGCAUGGUUGGAGGGAAAGAUACCUGUGCUGGUUGUGUCAACCGAAGGAUCUCCAAAGAGGUCAAAAGCAGAGAUGGAAGCUCUAAGGGGAGCCAAAGGGGUGAGCAAGUUUGUUGAGGUCCCAGGUGCUCUUCUUCCACAAGAAGAGUAUCCCACCAAGGUUGCUGAGGAACUUUACCAGUUUUUGCGAGAGAGUUUUGAAUCCAGGUUUUAAAACUUUCUUGUUUAUGGAUUUUUUGUUCCCUUAUACUGUUGAUUCCCCACCUGCCCCUCGCUUAGAAAAUUAUGUUCACUGAGAUUUUGCGGUGCUGCAAUUUAUGCCCCCCCUGAUGAAAAGCUUCUACAGGGAUUAUGCACAUUCACAAAUGUUGUUUUAUACUUGAUCUUUAAACUCUGCUUCUGUAUGUGUUCUAAUAGAACGUGGUGUACAUUUUGAGAUCCCUAUAAACAAGAAUGAUUUAUGUUGUUUUC